Molecule: messenger RNA, 2085 nt
Organism: Paramecium tetraurelia
Lineage: Eukaryota; Ciliophora; Oligohymenophorea; Peniculida; Parameciidae
Exons: 3
Source: RefSeq, a predicted model, not a curated record
AUGAAUAAUUCAUCAAAUUCUAAUUCUAGAUAAUCUGCUCAAAACAUCAUCAACAAAUACGAACAAAAUAAUAAUGAGGAUAGAUUCACAUUUUAAGUUAGACCCAAUUCACCCAGAGAGACUUUUGGAAAACAAACAUAAGCCAGGAAUAGCCAAGUUCAAAUCCUAAGAGAAAUUGAUUAGGCCAAUCUUUCUAAGAUGCUUAGUGAUUUCUCCAUUGUUUCAGAAUAAGAAGAAUCCAUCUGCCAAAAUCAAUUCAAUAAUCCAAUUGGAAUAGGUACUUGUCUAUCUCCAUCCUUAGUUUAACCUACUCAAGUGAUCCAAUAAAAACAAUAAGAGCAAGUCUAAGAAAAUCAGAGUUAUCGUGGAACCUUUGGCAAGAAUCCCUUCUUUCAACCUAAAUCAGAAGUUACCGAAAUCAUCGAAAAAAGUUAUUUAGAAGAAGAACUAUACGAUGACAUGUCCGUUUUAAAAGACAAAGUCAUGGGAUUGCUAUAGGCCUAUGCAGACGAUCUAAGAAAAUCAAAUAAUGAUCCUAACAUCAAAUCUAAAAUCCAUGUUGAUGCUAAACAAGUCUUAAAAGAGUAUUCCCAAAUCAUCGAGAAAGUUAAUCAAUCUGAAAUUUCCUAAUUAAAUGUUUCCCAAAAUCCCGGAAAAAAAGAACAAGAAUUAAACUUGAUGUCCAAUUUGGUGACUGAAUUCUUGAACAAAUUUGAUAUGCAAAAACAACCAGUCCUCAAUGUCUCAUAAGUUUUAGAAUAAAAAUUAGCCAAAUCAAGAGUCAGAUCUUCCAAUCAGCAAUUAGACCUCACUGUUAUGCAUUAAAUUCCCUGUGAUGAAACAUUCUAUCAACAUGAUUAAUAUAAUGAUGAUAAGUUGGAGGGAAAAAUUCAAAAACUUAAACAAAUGCUCUAAGAUGAACUUGAUAAGUAAUAAUUAGUUUAUUCCAAAAAAAUAUUAUCUGAUAUGAUUUCAAAUUUGAAUUAAAUCUUAAUUGCAAAUGAUACUCAAACUGUUAAAACUAUAGUCUAUAAAAUCGAGAAUAUGAUAAAGUAAUUGCCAUAAGAGGAUUGUGGAUCAAUCUAACUUUAUGAUUACAUGUCAAAAGCAAUGAAGGCUACCAAAAGAAGAAUGAAAUAAAUGGAUCCAUAAAAUCAACAAUAAGAAAAAACACUCAAAAGAAAGUUUUUCGAUCUUGCCACUUAAUUAAAGAAUAAAUUACCCUAAGACCAUCCUGGUAGGAAUGAAAUGAUUUCAGUUCUUUAUGAUCUAUAUUGUUAGGCCAACAAACCAGUAGAAAUGGAGGACUUUAUUAUAAAUCAAUUGAAUUUAGAAUUUUAAUCUCAUCAAGGCAAAUAGUAAAUUAAAAUCUAAUCUUUACUAAAAGGAAAAGCAAUUAAAGCAAAAAAACUGAACAAUAGCUUUCUCCUUCAGAAUUUGAGAACGAUAGCGUUACUCAAUAAUGGAAUGCUUGUAUACUAUUCAAAAUGCUUCAAAUCCAUAUAAUUAGAAGGUGAUCUUAUUAAGUAAAAACCUAAAUAUGGAGUCUAUUUCAAUAAUGUGUUUUAUUCUUGUGUCUAAAUAUCUGAAAAAGAAGUUGAAUUAAUUGUAAAGUUUAAGAAAUCCUAAUUAUUCAACUUUGAUGAUAAUUUAUUUAGUUAUUUGAUGGAUCCCAAGUCCUAAGACAUUGUACUUUGGAUCUUUACUAUCCCAAUAGAUGUUUAUAUCAAUAAAUAACAUUCCGAUCUUUUUAAAGGAUGUGACAGUUUAAAUUCUUUAAAUAAUCUCCAAGUUUCUCAAAUAGAAGUAAAAUCACAAAAAUGUAACAAUUAAAUGGCUUAAAAGGAAAAAAUAUCAAUUGAAUAUGUAAAUAAUACAACAAAAACCAAGAGUAAAAAAAGGGUUCAAUGGCUUGAUAUUUGGACUCAAAAAUAAAUUCCAGAAUCAAACAUUUAAUAUUUAAAUUCAGAAUAGACAACUUACAAUAGUAAAUCAAUUUAAUAAGAUGAUUAAUUAGAAACCUAUGAAGAAAAAACAGAUCUCAAGAUCAAAAACAUUGAAAUUAGAAGGCUGUCUCUCACAUGA